UCAUGGCCAAUUCCUUGGAUUUGUGAGCGAGUCGAAGGUUGCUGCAGGAAGGGGAGAUCGGAGGUUGGAUCUACACCCGGCAGUCUAUUGGGGAAACUUCCACUUUUAUAAACAAGUAUCGGGCUGCACUGGUUGAAGAGGAUACGAGGUAGUGUCAUGGAGGAUGGGAAGCCGGUGUGGGCGCCCCACCCAGGAGAUGGGUUCCAGCUGGGGACCAUAGUGGACAUAGGAGCAGACAGCUUGACCAUCGAGCCGCUGAAACAGGGGAACAAGAGCUUUACGGCCCAGAUCAACCAAGUGUUUCCGGCUGAGGAUGAUGUCAACAAACAUGUGGAAGACAACUGUUCUUUAAUGUACUUGAAUGAAGCCACUCUCUUGAACAACGUCCGUGUGCGGUAUAGUAAAGACAGAAUUUAUACGUUUGUAGCUAAUAUCCUGAUAGCAGUGAACCCCUACUAUGACAUCCCAAAGCUCUAUGCUCCAGAGACCAUUAAACAGUACCAUGGGAGGUCCCUGGGCACCCUUCCGCCCCACGUCUACGCUAUCGCUGACAAGGCCUACAGGGACAUGAGGGUGCUGAAGAUAAGCCAGUCCAUCAUCGUGUCCGGGGAGUCUGGUGCCGGGAAGACUGAAAACACCAAGUUUGUCCUCCGAUACUUGACAACAUCCUAUGGAACUGGUCAAGAUAUUGAUGAGAGAAUAGUUGAAGCCAAUCCCCUGCUAGAAGCUUUUGGAAACGCUAAAACUGUCAGGAAUAACAACAGUAGUCGCUUUGGGAAGUUUGUAGAGAUCCACUUCAACGAAAAGAAUACUGUGGUGGGAGGCUUCGUGUCCCACUACCUGCUGGAGAAAUCCAGGAUCUGCCAGCAGAGCCAGGAGGAGAGGAACUACCACAUCUUCUACCGGCUGUGUGCUGGAGCCUCCGAGGAUAUCAGGACCAAGUUCCACCUGGAAUCACCAGACGCCUUCAGGUAUUUGAACAGAGGAUGCACUCGCUUCUUUGCAAACAAGGACACGGACAAACAGAUCCUCCAGAACCGCAAGAGUCCAGAGCACCUGAAGGCUGGGCCCCUGAAGGACCCUCUGCUGGAUGACCAGGGGGACUUCAACAGGAUGUGCGGGGCCAUGAAGAAGAUCGGCCUGGAUGAUAUGGAGAAGCUGGACCUGUUCAGGGUGGUGGCCGGGGUGCUGCACUUGGGCAACAUCGACUUUGAGGAGGCAGGCAGCACAUCAGGUGGCUGCACCAUAAAGAACCAGUCAAGCCAGACGGUGGAGUACUGUGCUGAGCUGCUGGGUCUGGGAGAGCAGGACCUGAGUGUCAGCCUCACGUCCAGGGUCAUGCUCACCACAGCAGGGGGCGCCAAAGGAACAGUUAUCAAAGUGCCACUGAAAGUGGAGCAGGCAAACAACGCACGGGACGCCCUGGCCAAGGCUGUGUACAGCCGGCUGUUUGACCACGUGGUCACCAGGGUCAACCAGUGUUUCCCCUUCCACUCCUCUGCCAACUUCAUCGGGGUUCUGGAUAUCGCAGGCUUCGAGUACUUUGAGCACAACAGCUUUGAGCAGUUCUGCAUCAACUACUGUAACGAGAAGCUGCAGCAGUUCUUCAACGAGCGCAUCCUGAAAGAGGAACAAGAGCUGUAUCAGAAGGAGGGCCUUGGAGUGAACGAGGUCCGGUAUGUUGACAAUCAGGACUGCAUAGACCUUGUGGAGGCCAAGCUGGUGGGCAUCCUGGACAUCCUGGAUGAAGAGAACCGUCUACCUCAGCCCAGCGACCAGCACUUUGCAGAGACUGUACACAACAAGCACAAGAACCACUUCCGACUGACCGUGCCACGGAAAUCAAAGCUGCAAGUUCACAGGAAUGUGAGGGAUGACGAGGGAUUCAUCGUCAGACACUUUGCAGGAGCGGUGUGCUAUGAGACGACCAAGUUUGUGGAGAAGAACAAUGAUGCACUGCACAUGUCCCUGGAGUGCCUGGUGAGUGAGUCUAAGGACCGGUUUAUCCGGGAGCUCUUUGAGAACUCCAACAACACCAAGGACUCGAAACAGAAGGCCGGCAAGCUCAGCUUCAUCAGCGUCGGCAACAAAUUCAAGACCCAGCUGAACAUUCUACUGGAGAAGCUUCGCAGCACGGGCUCCAGUUUCAUCCGUUGUAUCAAGCCCAAUCUGAAGAUGGUCAGCCACCAGUUUGAAGGGGCCCAGAUCCUCUCUCAGUUGCAGUGCUCAGGAAUGGUGUCCGUGCUGGACCUGAUGCAGGGAGGCUUCCCCUCCAGAGCGCCAUUCCAUGAGCUCUACAACAUGUACAAGCAGUACAUGCCUGCCAAGCUGACUCGCCUGGACCCAAGACUCUUCUGCAAGGCUUUAUUCAAAGCGCUGGGACUCAACGAGAAUGAUUACAAGUUUGGGCUGACCAGAGUGUUCUUCAGACCUGGGAAGUUUAAGGAGUUUGAUCAGAUCAUGAAGUCGGACCCAGACCACCUGGCGGAGCUGGUGAAGAAGGUCAACCAGUGGCUCAUCUGCAGCCGCUGGAAGAAGGUCCAGUGGUGUUCCCUCUCUGUCAUCAAACUGAGGAAUAAGAUACUGUACCGUGCCAGUGCCUGCAUCAAGAUGCAGAAGACGGUGCGCAUGUGGCUGUGCAGGAGGAAGCACAAGCCGCGGAUCGAUGGGCUGGUGAAGGUGCGUAACCUGAAGAACAGGAUGGAUAAGUUCAACGAGGUGAUCGCUGGCCUGAAGGAGGGGAAGCAGGAGAUGAGCAUGCAGAUUCAGGGGCUGGACGAUGCCAUCAACACAACCAUGCUCAAAAUCAAGACCACAGCAAUGACCCGCAUUGACAUGGACUAUGAGUACCAGGCCCUGGUCACCAGGUCAGAGGAGCUGCUGACGGCCAUGCAGAACAAGAAGAAAGAGGAGGAGGAGAAGGAGCGACUGAAGAAGAUCCAGGAGGAGAUGGCGAGAGAGAAGAAGAGGAGGGAGGAGGAGGAGCAGCGCCGCAAGCAGGACAAAGAGGACAGGCGUCUGAAAGCGGAGAUGGAGCUGAAGCGGAAACACGAAGAAGAGGAGCGGAAACAGAGAGAGGAAGAGGAGAGAAAGCUUCAGGCAGAGAUGGAUGUUCAGCUGGAGGCUGAGCGGGAGGAGGCGGCGGCGCAUCAGAACAUCCUGGAGCAGGAGAGGCGCGACAGGGAGCUGGCCAUGAGGAUCGCCCAGAGCGAGUCUGAACUCAUCCCAGAGGACACCCAGAAUGACGCAGGCCUGCGCAGUAACGGCACCUCAGGUGGUCCAUCCUCCCCAGAGAGAGCUACGGGAGCUGGUGGAUCUCAAAAGCUGAAGAGCAUGUCCAUGGAGGAAAUGGCCAAGGAAAUGUCUGAGCUUCUGUCUAGAGGCCCACAGGUUCAGGCUACCAAAGCUGCUGCUGCUGGCACCAAGAAGUACGAGCUCAGCAAGUGGAAAUACGCCGAGCUGAGGGACGCCAUCAACACAUCCUGUGACAUUGAGUUGCUGGCUGCCUGCCGAGAGGAGUUCCACCGCCGGCUGAAGGUCUACCACGCCUGGAAGUCAAAGAACAAGAAGCGUGGCAACAACCCCGGCAUCACAGAGCAGAGGGCCCCCAAAUCAGUCACCGACUAUGAUCUCGCACCUCGUGUGAGACAAGCACCCCAGGCGAACUCAGCCCCGCCCAUCCCAGCCAGGCAACAUGAGGUGGCCAUGAACAGGCAGCAGCGCUACUUCCGCAUCCCCUUCAUCCGGCCCGGGGACCAGUACAAGGACCCCCAGAACAAAAAGAAGGGCUGGUGGUACGCCCACUUUGACGGGCCCUGGAUCGCCAGGCAGAUGGAGCUGCACCCGGACAAGCAGCCCAUCCUGCUGGUGGCAGGGAAAGACGACAUGGAGAUGUGUGAGCUGAGCCUGGAGGAAACAGGCUUGACGAGGAAGAGGGGAGCUGAGAUCCUGCCCCGGCAGUUUGAGGAGAUCUGGGAGCGCUGCGGGGGCAUCCAGUACCUCCGGAGAGCCAUCGAGAAACGACAGGCCCGCCCCACCUAUGCCACAGCCAUGCUGCAGACCCUCCUCAAGUAAGGGUGUAGGGUGAAUUUGCCCCUAGUCGCUGAUCAUGGGUCAGUUUAGCAUUUUCCCCACCUAAAGGUUAAGGUUAGGAUUGGGGGAGGGGAAGCGGAUCCUUGAUCUGUACUCUGGGAAACUUCACCCUGGAGCUAAAGCACCCUGUCUUAAACCACGGGCCUUUCUCUCACUACAGCAAAGGGAAGAAUGCACUAAGCUACUGUACCUAACACAGUGGGUAUUCAAGCCUACUGUACCAUGUUUUGACUGGGGGCAAGUCAUAAGUUAACCACUUUUUGUUAAUUGUCUUUUUUCUUUUGUUCAUGUUGUUGGUCUUAGCUGCUUUCAAUUGUCUUGAUGUAUUAUUUCUUGGUGGGUGCGGGGGAAUUUGCAGUGAACCUAUGCAGAGGAAUCAGACAGUGACUAAUUAUUACAUCUAGUUUUGUUUCUCGAGCAAAUGUGGAUGUUUUCUUUUUAAUAUUCCUGCUACUUUAACUACGAGGCCUUAUUAAAACUACUUUAACAGGGUAAUUUGCUGAAAGUAGGAAGUGUUUCAAAGCUGCCUCCAAAUAAGUUUUAAGAGUAUUAAAUUGUUGAUGUUUAAUAUUAUGUCUUUGUGAUUUAAACUGAAGUCAACAUUUUGUCUCUGCAGUCUUAACAGCUUGUUGAUCAUUUCACUCAAACCGAUACUUGCUGUUUAUUUUCAUGUAGUUAUUAUAGGACAAUACUUGCACAAGAGAGGGGUAGAAAUGGGCUAGGUUGGGGUAGAAAUGGGCUAGGUUGCACCUCUGUUUUCUCAUGUGAGGCAGUUAUACUUGAGCGUCAGGUUCUUCUCUAAGGAUAUUUUUUAGUAACUGCACAUAAAUUCACAUUCAUUUCUAAUUAUAAUAUUUGAUAAUACUGUAAUAAUUUUUUUUACCUCUGGCUUUCAGACUGAAUGUAAUAUGGGUUUGUUGAUUUGUUCCUUCAGUCCUUACUGUUUGGUUAGGAGCUGUUUGUUUUAUUCUUCAUAUGUGUGAUUUAGGUUUGCUAAUGAAAGGUAAAGAAAUAUUUCCUUUACACAUUCCCCAACCAUUCAUUUCUAAAGCCACAUGGUUGAAAUUGAAAUGCAUUGUUUCAUGUUCUCCACUUGAAACAAUGUCUAUUCCAAAUAUUUAAACAAAAAUAAAAAUAAUGUAUAGAUCAAACUUAAUUAUGAGAAGUGAAUAAUACAAAUCUUGAGAUACUCUACGAUAUCAAAUCAUACUGUCGGACCAAAUGUGUGUAUGGGACAAAAACUGAAUAGUGAAAUCGUGUUGAUGUCUUCUUGACCCCAACUUCAUUCAAGCUCAUAUACAAUAUAGUCAGCUAUUCUUCCCUCUGCUAGAUAUUCCAAUAGACACAUACAUACAGAAUGUUCUACGUGUAUGAUAGAGAGUCUAAUGUUUCUACACAGGAAUGUACACAUUUAUUUUCUAAAUAAAUAUUUCUACUCUAAGAUACACUAAAGCAUGUGUCAAACUCAUUCAACAGAGGGCCAUGGGUCUGCGGGUUUUUGCUCCACCCUCGUAUUUUAUUAAUUAAUUAAGGUCACUAAUUAGUAAGGACCUCCCUUCACCUAGUUGUCUACUGUAGGUCUUAAUUGAAAGGAAAAAACAAAAACCUGCAGACACUUAGCCCUCCAUGGAAUGAGUUUAACACCCCUGCUAUAAAGGGUUUGGUCACAUGACACAUGUUUCUUAAAAAAUAAACAAAUGAUGAAGCAAUAAUUUACACACGCAACACUACAAGGAGGACAGACGGUCUCAAACACACAGUACAUGACAAUCUUGUGAGACUAGAACUACUCUCUUCAGGUAAGGCUGUUAGUCUUGAGUUUUCUCAUUCCCUUGGAUGCUCUGCACAAGCGAAAGGCGACGUUGUGGUUGUUUGAAAUCUAUCCACUCAUGCUCAUGUCUUCAGUUUAGACCGAAGUAUGUAUUUCUAACUUAAACAGCAGAGUUUACUACUGUACUGUGGGGUCUCCUUUAAUAUCGCUUGUAAUGUACAACAAAUGACUGGCUUCCAUAUGCUCUAUCUCACAACACGCAUAGCAAUCAUUCCUCAGAUACUGCCUUUUCCAAUGCUGAUCUCUAACUGAAAUAAACGCAUUUCAUGCUUCACUCAA
Salvelinus sp. IW2-2015 is the source of this 6202-nucleotide messenger RNA. RefSeq names its product unconventional myosin-VI-like. Gene Ontology annotation, molecular function: microfilament motor activity; actin filament binding; ATP binding. Lineage: Eukaryota; Metazoa; Chordata; Actinopteri; Salmoniformes; Salmonidae. Gene Ontology annotation, cellular component: ruffle; myosin complex; actin cytoskeleton. Gene Ontology annotation, biological process: actin filament organization; endocytosis; inner ear auditory receptor cell differentiation. The transcript is spliced from 36 exons. The record is from RefSeq and is a predicted model, not a curated record. Bases 157 to 4074 code for a protein of 1305 amino acids.